AUGUCAAUUAUUUGGCAGUGCGAUCCUCAAACUCCUAAUAAUCAUGUUCCUACAAGUGUUCUAUCUCCAACAAUAAUCAAUACAAAUCCGACAACAACAACAGCAGCAACAACCAUAACGACAACACCAACAUUAAUUACAUCAACAUCAUCAUUAUUAAAAAAUGAACAUAUUGAUGAAUAUCCUCACAUUGAUCUUAAUCUAAAUUUUCAUCAUCAUAAUCAUCUUAUUCAACAACGUUUAUCAUUAGAUCAAAAUGAUGAUGAUGAUGAUGGUGAUGACGAUGAUGAUGAUACAAAUAAUCAAAAUAUUAAUAGAAACAGUGAAAUAUCAAAUCGUAUUCAAACAACAUGUUUUCGUGAUCGUGAAAUUCAUAAUCGUCUAGAAAAACAUCGACGAGCUCAUUUAAAAGAUUGCUUUGAUAGUCUCAAAGCAGAAGUUCCAUGUCAACGUGAUCGAAAAAUUACAAAUCUUCAAGUACUUAAUUUAGCUAUUAAAUAUAUUCAGACUUUAACACGAAAAGAACGUGAAUAUGAACAAGAAAUAACUUCAUUAACAUCACGUAGUAUUGAAUUACAAAAUCGUCUUGGUUGUCUUAAAACUGAAUUAAAUUCCGAAGGACAUAAUGUUGAUACAUGGCUUGAAUCAUGUUCUGAUAUUGAUUAUUCAACAUCAACACGUACAGCUUCUGAAGCUGAAAUGUAUCGAACAUUUGAUGAUGAUGAUGAACUUGAUCAAAAUUCUCAAAUAAAUAAAAAAUCUACUGAUUUAAUAACAAAUAAUAAUCAUAAUGGAACAAAAACAAAUUCAUAUUUAAUCGAUCCAAAAACAUUAGUAAACAAUCGAAAAUCAACAACUCGUCAAAGACCAAGACCAUCAAAACGAAAAUUACAAUCGAUUCCAACAACGAAUUUAUUACAUACUUUAUCAACAUCAAUACCAAUCAAUAAUAAUAAUAAUAAUACUAUUAAUAAUCAUAAUACAUCUCGUUCAGAAAAUUUACUUGAUUUUAAUGUUGCUAGACAUCUUCAUCUUAAUGAACCAUGUAAUUUAUUAACAAAUAUUAAUACAAGAACAAAAGAUUCAUUAUCAUUAACACCAAUAACUGAUAUUCGAUAUGAUAUUGUUGAUAUGUUUACGAAAGGCACAACUUCACAUUUACUACAACAACAACAACAACAACAGCAACAAAUUUCACCAUUACCGUCCAUUGCCAGUCUUAUGAAUAGACAUUCAUCCCAACCAUCACCGAUUGUUUCACCAACAAAACAAACUAUUGGUAUUAAUACAGAUCCAUUAACAACAUCGACAACUAAUAUUCUUCAUCAAUCUGUUGCGACAUCAUGA
This is a messenger RNA of Rotaria sp. Silwood2, 1347 nucleotides long. Lineage: Eukaryota; Metazoa; Rotifera; Eurotatoria; Philodinida; Philodinidae. The record is from the annotation of a GenBank genome assembly.